AAUUACCACCGACCUGCUUAAGUCCCUUCCUCUUUCUCGCACUACACUCGCUCUGCAAAAACCAUGGAUCAUCAUAACCAGCUUUUCUCUCUUCGUCUCUAAAACAUUUUCUUCCGAUUCUCUCUCUCUCUCUCUAGAAACCUAAUCAUCCCAGCGAGACCAACGCUUUGUUUGGAUUUUCGCUAAAUCUCUUUAUUCUCUCUCUGUGGAUCAUUUUUUUUCCUUAUAUAAUAAUAAAAAUGGUUAGAGAGUCGAACGAAACAGGAGAUCUGUGGAAGAAUAGGGCUUGGUCUCUGCAACUUCGUCUCAGAGACCGUUUCAGAGUCGCUGUCGACAAGCACCGUCGCCGGCGGAGGUUUUCCGAUGGCUAUUUCUCGUCGACAAUGCAACGCUGGCUUCAACGCUUUCGCAGUCUUCGCGGAGACUCUUUGCCUUCUACCUCCGCUUUCUAUCGCAAGAGAGUUGGUAAAGGCAUUGAUGCAGAAGAAGAUUCUGUUAUCACUCACAUGCUUCAAGCUCUAGCUGUUCCUGUCAUUGGAAAUGUAUGUCAUGUUUUUAUGCAUGGCCUCAAUCGUGUCCAGAUAUAUGGUGCAGAAAACCUUCAUCAGGCAUUGCUAAAUAGACCAGAGAAGCAACCUCUUAUUACGGUGAGCAAUCAUGUUGCUUCAGUGGAUGAUCCAUUGGUUAUUGCUUCACUGCUUCCACCAAGCACACUAUUGGAUGCCCACAGAUUGAGGUGGACACUUUGUGCAACUGAUAGAUGUUUCCGUAAUCCAGUGACAUCUGCUUUCUUUAGGUGUGUCAAAGUUUUGCCAGUUUCCCGUGGUGAUGGGAUUUAUCAGAAGGGAAUGGACAUAGCUAUCUCAAAAUUGAACCAUGGCGAUUGGGUUCACAUAUUCCCAGAGGGUAGUCGGUCUCGAGAUGGUGGAAGUACCAUGGGGUCUGCCAAGAGAGGCGUUGGGAGGUUGGUCCUGGAUGCAGACAAUAUCCCCUUGGUUGUCCCAUUUGUUCAUAUUGGGAUGCAAGAUAUCAUGCCUAUGGGAGCCAAGUUUCCACGGAUUGGCAAGAUGGUGACUGUUCUUAUUGGUCAUCCCAUCUACUUUGAUGAUUUACUCAUGGAAGAAAACUACAAUGAAACAAGAGAAAACCUAUAUGAUGCUGUAUCUUCAAGGAUUGGCAAUCAGUUACAGGAAUUGAAGGUCCAAGUAGAAAGACUAGCUCUUGAGCAAUCACUACAAUCACAAAACUAUCCCUGGCGUUGCACAGAACGAGCAGCGAGAAUUUUGCAGCAAAUUGAUUGGGAAUCACUUGGUAUGGAAAGUUACAUAAAUCCUAAAGAUGAUUCCUUAACAUCAUUGGAAAAUUCCCGGGCUGAACCAAGGACAAAUAGAGGCCAUCCAGAAGAGCCCAAUUCACCUGAUCGAUGCUUCAGAGUGGGCUUCUCUUAUGAAGGUGGAAUUGUAUCAAGGAUCCGAGGUUAUAUGGAUCCAACUGAGCUAAUGGGUUUUGCUGCUAGAGGCUUAUUUAUGAAUAGUAGAUUAAAGGAGAAUCUGACCAGUGACCAAAGGGUCAGCCCGCUGAAUGCGGUGAAGAAUUUUUGGAGGCUAGUCCACGACAACAGUGGAAUUCGUGCCAACACUAGUCUGCUACGGGCUUCGUAAUUUAAAAUUUAAAGUUUUGAUUAACAUUAUAUGUGAAGCAUAUAACUUAGAUUAGGGUAGGCAUCAAACCUUCAGAUGAUAUGUGAUAGUACUUUGUGUUUGAAGGCAGACUGGUCACAACAAGAUAUGUUUGUUGGACUUGGUUACAAAAUUUUCUCAAUAGAAAGCGACUCCCUUACUGAUGUC
Messenger RNA from Camellia sinensis, 1847 nucleotides. Its product is annotated as Phospholipid/glycerol acyltransferase family protein. Gene Ontology annotation, biological process: phospholipid metabolic process. NCBI's taxonomy places the organism in Eukaryota, Viridiplantae, Streptophyta, Magnoliopsida, Ericales, Theaceae. The record is from RefSeq and is a predicted model, not a curated record.